GGCGGAGCAGAGAAGCAAAAGCGUGGAAGGUUACAAAGCCUUUCAAAAAAACUCUCACUCUCUCCACCUUAUCCUUCUCGUUUCCCUCUUCCUCCUCCUCCUCUCCGGCGAGUAUCGGAAAUGGCGUCGACGGUGGGAGUUCCAUCUCUAUACCAGGUUCCUCACCUUGAAAUCUCUAAACCCAAUUCAAAGAAGAGGUCUGGUUGCUUAGCUCUCUCUCUGGAUAAGCCUUUCUUCUCACCCAUCUCUCUCCGAAGAACUCGUCUUAUCCACUCCUCUUCCUCUUCCUCCUCGCUUCUUAUUCCCUCCGCCGUCGCAACUCCCAAUUCCAGGGCUGUGCUGGUUCCUGCACUGCAAGGACGAGACAUCAUUGCUCGUGCAAAGACAGGAACUGGGAAGACUUUAGCUUUCGGUAUCCCUAUCAUCAAACGGCUCACUGAACAAUCUGGAGACUACUCUGCUUUCAGGAGAGCUGGUCGUCUUCCUAAAUUCCUUGUCCUUGCGCCAACCCGGGAACUGGCUAAGCAAGUGGAGAAGGAGAUUAAGGAGUCUGCGCCUUAUCUGAGCACUGUCUGUGUGUAUGGUGGUGUUUCUUAUACCAUUCAGCAGAGUGCUCUGACUCGUGGUGUCGAUGUUGUUGUCGGAACUCCUGGAAGGAUCAUUGAUUUGAUCGAAGGAAGGAGCCUCAAGUUGGGUGAAGUUGAGUAUCUGGUGCUUGAUGAAGCUGAUCAGAUGCUUGCUGUUGGGUUUGAGGAGGCCGUGGAAUCGAUUCUUGAGAAUCUCCCACAGAAGAGACAAAGCAUGCUUUUCUCAGCGACUAUGCCUACUUGGGUCAAGAAGUUGGCGAGGAAGUACCUUGACAACCCCUUGAAUAUCGAUUUGGUUGGAGACCGAGAUGAGAAGCUCGCGGAAGGGAUCAAACUCUAUGCAAUCACAGCCACAUCGACAUCAAAACGCACUAUUCUAAGCGACCUUAUAACAGUGUACGCCAGGGGUGGCAAAACCAUUGUUUUCACCCAAACAAAAAGAGAUGCAGACGAGGUCUCUCUUGCUCUGUCAAACAGUAUAGCUACCGAAGCACUUCAUGGAGAUAUAUCGCAGCAUCAGAGAGAGAGAACACUCAAUGGUUUCCGCCAAGGGAAGUUCACAGUUCUAGUUGCCACUGAUGUUGCAUCUCGUGGACUUGACAUCCCGAACGUUGAUCUAGUUAUCCACUACGAACUUCCUAAUGACCCAGAGACUUUUGUGCACCGUUCUGGUCGUACUGGGCGUGCAGGGAAAGAAGGCUCUGCCAUUCUCAUGCACAGCAACAGCCAAAAGAGAACAGUGAGGUCUCUGGAGCGUGACGUAGGCUGCAGAUUUGAGUUUAUUAGCCCACCAACGGUUGGAGACUUGCUGGAAGCGUCAGCAGACCAAUUGGUGGCCACUCUUAACGGUGUUCACCCUGAGUCUAUCAAGUUUUUCUCAGCAACUGCUCAGAAACUAUUUGAGGAGAAAGGAACGGAUGCUUUAGCUGCAGCACUAGCUCACCUGAGCGGUUUCUCCCAGCCACCUUCAUCAAGAUCUCUCCUCAGUCAUGAGCAGGGAUGGGUGACGUUGCAAUUGAUACGAGAUCCAACAAACUCUAGAGGCUUCCUGUCUGCGAGGUCUGUCACUGGUUUUCUUUCCGAUGUUUACCGUCCAGCAGCCGAUCAAGUUGGAAAAAUCUUCUUGAUCGCAGAUGACAGGGUGCAAGGAGCUGUUUUUGAUCUACCAGAGGACAUCGCGAAAGAAUUGCUAGAGAAAGAAGUGCCAGAAGGAAACAGUUUGUCCAUGAUAGCAAAGUUGCCUCCGCUGCAAGAUGAUGGACCGUCUAGUGAUAACUAUGGACGGUUCUCUAGCAGAGACAGGAUGCCUAGAGGAGGAGGUUCUAGAGGGUCAAGAUCUGGCGGUAGAGGAGGAUCAUCACGUCGUGAUAGUUGGGGAGGUGAUGAUGACAGAAGAAGUAGAAGCAGCGGUGGCGGAGGAAGCAGCUGGUCCCGUGGUGGUGGUGGUGGUGGUUCCAGAGGAAGUUCUGAUGAUUGGUUGAUUGGCGGCGGUAGUGACAGAAGAUCAUCAAGCAGCAGAGGUGGUCCUUCUCGGGAGAGGAGUUUUGGAGGUGCUUGCUUCAACUGUGGGAGUUCAGGGCACAGGGCAUCAGAUUGUCCUGACAAGAGAGGAUUCUAA
Messenger RNA from Thlaspi arvense, 2205 nucleotides. NCBI's taxonomy places the organism in Eukaryota, Viridiplantae, Streptophyta, Magnoliopsida, Brassicales, Brassicaceae. The record is from the annotation of a GenBank genome assembly.